This is a messenger RNA of Paraphaeosphaeria sporulosa, 1742 nucleotides long. RefSeq lists its product as uncharacterized. The coding region runs from base 151 to 1617 and encodes 488 amino acids. The transcript is spliced from 2 exons. Lineage: Eukaryota; Fungi; Ascomycota; Dothideomycetes; Pleosporales; Didymosphaeriaceae. The record is from RefSeq and is a predicted model, not a curated record.
GGGUGCUGUCCAGGGGCCACGCCUUCUGUCUUCGGCAGGGACAACGGCUUCUUUCCGCAACAGCUUCAGACUGGCGAUGCAACUUACUCCGCUCAUUCCCAAUGCAGGUUUUGAGGAGGCCGAUUUGAUCUUGCGGUAGCUACGUUAGUUAUGGCGCGUCACUCUCUUGUGCAGCGCGUUGCGUCGCCCAUCCAGUCUGUUGCUCCACUUGCGCCUAAGAAGCCCACCUGGGUUUAUAGACAUGCAGGCCCUAGCAAAUCGACCUACAUCCGAUCCGGCCGCUAUUGGAGGUUGCCAGAUGAUGUCAUUGCGAAGCUGCACAUCAAGAGCUCAGAUUUCAGCGAUCUGUACCGAUUCUUCUACGAACCCACGUUUACAUUCGACUACAGCGUCAACUAUCUGAAAACGAAACAAGACCUGUGCAUGUAUUACUUUGCUUAUGCUCAGCAUACUUGUAAACAUCGAAUCCUGGAAUCCAAUCUACGACGAACGCGGGAACGACUUGAUCGCGCGGUCACACCAGAGCGGAAAGUGCUGUCUUAUCUGUGUGCUUUUUACGAACGCGAGCUUGAGGCAUCAAGGUCUCUUGAUCCGUUCCGAAGAUUCGUAGCCGCACAAGCUAUUAUGGAUGGUUGCCUCAGCACCGUUACAAAUCUAUGGUCGGGUAGUGCUCGAGAGCGAGUGCUACAUCUUCAAAGCAGUAUGAACCAGGUGUCCUUCCAUACAGAAAGCAUUCUGAAUGAGAUCAUGCUGUCUCGUGCACCUCUCAUUCAUGCCGGACAACGCUAUGAUAUCCAUAUGCAGAAAUUCCACGAAGUCUUCCAACACCAUCGCACACUGCUACAAAAGACGAACAAUGAUAGGAAGCACGCGAAACUGCAAGCAAAGAAAGAGAUUGGCGGUCAACACAGAUUUAGAUUCAGCGCCCACUCCGAAUUAACACGCAUCACGCAGCAGAAACAGCUGAUGAGACUCGAAAACUCCACGCUCGAGGCGCUGCGUAGCCUCGCGCACGAAGAACCCAACAUGUGGCCAGCACUUGCUGUUUUUGCUUCUACUACCUAUCAGACUCAUUUUCGCGCUUUGAAACUUCUCGGCCAGUUUUUGACCCAGAACUAUCGGUACGCCACAAGAAAUUCUAUUUCAGACUCCGAAUUCAGGUUCAGGUUUUCAUUGUGGGUCAAAAUGCAAACUUGCUAUGCACGGCUGUGCGUUUUGAAAUCGGAACUCGACCACUUACGUUUCGGGUUUUAUGAGCUUUCACUGUUUCGUACGAUGCACACGGACCUGGUGCUUCCCGCAGGCAUCAUCAAGAGAAGCCAAGAUAUAGUGGCUUUGAGAAUCAACUCUGAACGAGCGGCAACAAUCAACGAUUGGGCCAUAGCAGAAAAGUUCACGAAGAGCAACGAGCAGCAUCGGAUUCUUCCCCAUAUAAAACGUCUCCCACUCCAGCUACAACACAAAUUGGAGCCAAAGAACCUUCAACGAAGCGGUCUUUUUAGGCUCCUUCGGGAAAGCGGUCUUUUUGAAGGUCACAAAAGGGCAAGUCUCCCGCACAAAGGGCGCACGCGGACACAACCCAUUCAGCAUCCGACGGGGCUCAAGCACACGGAUUGAUCGGACCAGUGGGUCAAGCAAGCGCACUCAUCAUCGAGGAUAGUCCAAGGUCCAAGGGAUUUCCUUCCGGACGCAACUCUCACCACUCGUGGCCAACCAAUAGAUUCUCCACUGACCAGGCGCUU